AUGGAUCGGAUGUUCCUCAGGACCUCUCUGGAGGCCCUGAAGGGGCUGGUCUUCAGCCAGGAUAGCUGAACAACAUUCACAUUGGAGCUGCAGGACAGCUGGGACCUGUUCUCGUGCCUGGAAACCUUCCAGGAGGCCGUGGUCCUACUGGCCAGGACAAUGGUCCAGAACAGGUACCCCGUCGUGGGUGGCCUCCUGACGGUGGUGGUGACUCAUCUGCCCAGGAUGGGCCCGCAGGGACCGCACGUUGCUAUGGGCCUCCUGGCCCAGCUCAUCUGGAUCCCUGAGUUGGAGUCAGUCCUGGAAACUGCUGCUCUCCAGAGCAUACUGCAGGGUGGCCUGGAGGAACCUGACCCCACGGUGCAGGUUAGCAGUCUCCAGGCCCUCAACAGCCAACCCCUCAACCCGCAAAAGGGGUCACUGCUCCAGGCCCAACUUCCGGCUCUCCUGGAGGGACUAUACCACGAGGGAGAGGAGUCCCUCUUGGCAGCCAUGGCCACUGUGAUCAGGGUGGGCCACAGCGUGGGGCAUUGGGGUCUGAAGGGUCUCUGGAAGGAGAUUGCUUUGAUGCUGGGCCCCUCCAUUGACAACGAGAGAGCUCGAGUGUGCGUUGCCGUCUUAAAGCUGCUUGGAGUCAUGGCCCAUGGCAGGGUCAGGGAGAAGAAAACUGGGCUCCGGCAGGAAUUGAUCCGGCAUAUUCUGCCCAUCCUUGUCCACAUGAUGGAUGAGGAUGCUACCGUACGGAAAAAAGCCAGAACGACCUUCUUUUCCCUGAUCCACAGCCUGGGUUGGAGGCAAAUCAAGUCCGUGAGCUGGAAACUGAUGGGGGAGAAGGGAGUGCAUGGGGCCUCCCCCACCAUCUGGAAUUAUAUGAUGAAGACAUUAAAGGGCAGCUGCCAGAUAUUUAUCUCCCAGUCUCUGGGCUACACCAACAGCCCCCAGACAGGGAUGCGAGCAACUGCUGUGCUCUUCCUUGUGUACACUAACUACUAUAGUAGGAGAGAGGCGUGGCUCUCGGAAUACGAUUUCAACUACCUCUCCCAGACAUUUCAACGUCUAAGAACAGACCCUUUGCCCUGGAUCUGUGACUUUGUGCUCAUUCUGCGGAGCUCUUGUGAGCAGAAAUCCAGCCACCAGCCCGACCACAUCCAUCUCAGCCUCAACCCCAACUUUGCCUUCGCCUUUGCCCAGCAGCACUUCCCUUCCCCUAUCGACUAUUGCCCUCAGCGACAAGACCGACACGGGCAUUUCCUGGCCAAGAAACCCUUCAGGCCCAGGCUGCCCCUGCCUUCCCCAAGGAGGACAGUGAGCAGCCAAGUACAGGCCUACGUUCCCGUCGGAAGGUCCCCUGCCCAGACUGUCUCAGCUGUCCUCUCGGAUAGCAGUGAGCAGCAGCAACUGACGUUUCCCCCCAAUCUUUAUACUACGCUUGUUGACCGUUACAUCGAGCUUCUUCCGCGCCUCGGCCGACCCCCUGUCGGCAGUACAGAGCCGGGCCUCAACAGGAGGGUCCUGGCCAGAUCGAAGAGCUCCGGAUCAGCCAUGAUGAGCCAUGCAAGUGGGAUUCUCCCUGUGAUGCUGCACAAGUCUGAAGCCUCAGCCCAUCAGGUUCCAGCUGUCAUCUCACAUCCGUAUGGCCGUUACUUUCAAAAGUCCAUAAACAGGCCUCUGCUGACCCCCUGA
Tachyglossus aculeatus (Australian echidna) is the source of this 1683-nucleotide messenger RNA. Its product is annotated as maestro heat-like repeat family member 5. Lineage: Eukaryota; Metazoa; Chordata; Mammalia; Monotremata; Tachyglossidae. The record is from RefSeq and is a predicted model, not a curated record. Gene Ontology annotation, cellular component: cytoplasm.